AUCACGGAUAGGCGGAUGUGCUUCAACCGUAAAUGAAAAGAGCACACUAAAUAACUGUGCACCAGACAGAGACCGGCUCUGCAAGAAAGGUGUUCAACUGGAUCCAGAUCUGGUGACUGUGGAGGCCAUUAAAGUACACGGAAACCAGUCUGAGCUCGAUUGAUAAUUGCAGCAGCAAUGGAUCGACUGAGGUCUGCGUUUAACAACAUGAUUAAAAGCGAGCAGUACAGCCGCUUCACCCUGCAGCCGGCGGAGGACGGAGAAAGGCACGUUGAGGUCAAACUGUCCGACGACGCCACAGAUGACACCACGGAGGUCGAGGGCCAGGCGGGAGGCUCCCCGAGCUUCAGGCCAGUUCCUCUGCGUCAGGACCGGCGUAACAUUUGCUACCUGGCCCUGGGAGCCCUGCUGAUAUUUGUUACUGGUUACAUGGUUGGUUUCAUCAGCCACCGUAAACCUCGAGUGGAGCCUCCAGUGAACCAGGAACCUGAGAUCGAGACGCCGCCGCCUGCUUCCGCACCAGCUCCAGACCCUCAGCUGGACUGGCAGGACCUUACCCAGCUCCUCACUCAGAAACUCACCAGCGAGGCCUUUGAUAAGACUCUGAGGGACUUUGAUCGGCCCAGCCGUUCCGCAGGAAGUGCAGAUGAUAUGCAUCUGGCAAACCUCAUCUUUGAUGAUUUCAAGAAACUGGAAAUGGAUCCAUGGACUGAUAUUCACUUUGCUCAGCUGCAGAUGCCAAACAGCACGAAGCCAAACCGUGUCCUUUUUGAGUCGAAUGUCUUCGAGCCCACAGGGUAUCUGGCCUACAGUGCUACUGGGGAAGUUCAGGGCAAGCUGGUGUAUGGCAACUAUGGUCGUCAGGAGGAUCUGGACGUUCUGCAGAAGAAGAGCGUUGAGCUGAAAGGCAGCGUGCUGCUGCUCCGAUGUGGAAAGAUCACUUUUGCAGAGAUGGUGGAUAAUGCUGCGACAAAGGGGGCCGCUGCUGUUCUAAUCUACCCUGACAUUCAGGAUUACAAGUAUCUAGCAGACACAGCACUGUAUGGACAUGUCCAUCUAGGUUCAGGCGACCCUUACACGCCGGGAUUCCCCUCCUUCAACCACACCCAGUUCCCCCCAACUCAGUCGUCUGGUCUCCCCAAAAUCCCAGCCCAGACCAUCACCGCCAACAUGGCCUCUACUCUCCUGAAGUCAAUCGACGGUCCUGAAUCAGACAUGAGCAGCGGUUUUAAAGGCGGCUUCACCUCGGUGUCUUACAGACUGGGAGGCAGCAAGAACAUCACUGUGGAGGUGAACAACGUGCUGGUCAACAGGGAGCUCCACAAUGUGUUUGGAGUCAUCAAAGGAUUCGCCGAUCCUGAUCGUUAUGUGGUCCUGGGAGCUCAGAGAGACGCCUGGGGUAAAGGUUACACCAGAGCUGCUGUUGGCACCUCCAUACUGAUGGAACUGGCCAAGACUUUUCACAAUAUGGUGGAGAACGAUGGAUUCAGGCCGAGGAGAAGCAUUGUGUUUGCAAGUUGGUGUGCUGGAGAGUUUGGAAAUGUUGGCGCCACCGAGUGGUUGGAGGCUUAUAUGUCGUCUAUUGACAGAAGUGUUUUCACCUACAUAAACCUGGACGGAGCAGUUAUGGGUCGAGGAAGCUUCAUGGCCUCAGCCAGUCCGCUGCUCUACAGCCUCAUCGAGCGCACGAUGAAAGAGGUGAGGAAUCCGGUCGGUGCUGGCACUGUGUACGACAUGGUGGGAAAGAGUAACUGGCGGGCCAAUGUACUGAAGCCAAUUAAGAUGGACGACCCCGCCUAUCCCUUCCUGGCCUCCUCUGGAAUUCCCUCCAUCUCUUUCCACUUCAUCUCCCCCAAUACCGAGUGCUACCCUUACUACGGCACCAGCCUGGACAACAUGGAUCACCUCGAUUACCAAACCAACCAUCGCACCGGAGAAAUGACGGCGCUGGCGGCGCAGUUUGCCGGGCAGAUGGCUCUGCGACUGGUCCACGACCACCUGCUCUUUCUGGACGUGAGCCGCUACAGCAACGUCAUCAUCCAGGCCGUGUCCAAGGUCAACAAACGCAUCAACCAGCUCUCUAAGUCUGGUGAUCUGAAGGGCGUGAGUCCCAACUGGCUGAACCGAGCAGGAAACGCCUUCCGCCGAGCCGCUCAGAACAUCAACACCUUCAUCGACAACACCGACUGCAAUGACAAGGAGGCCUGUCGCAUCCUCAACGACAGGAUCAUGAGGGUUGAGCACUCCCUCCUCUCUCCGUACGUGUCCCCCAUUGAGGCUCCUUUCCGCCACCUCCUGCUGGGCCGGGGCUCCCACACGUUGGCGUCCAUCGCCGAGACCGCCGACAUGGAGCAGCUCCACACCCAGCUGGCCCUGGCCACCUGGACCCUGCAGGGGUCUGCCAACGCCUUGACGGGAGACAUCUGGGACAUCGACAAUGAAAUCUAAAAAAGAAAGAAAAAAGAAAAGAUGCAAGUGUGGGUGUGACGUGUGUGUGUGUGUGUGUGUGUGUGUGUGUGUUGUCGAAACGAAGUUUUGAGGUUAUGUAGGAGCUCCAGUAUCGGCACUUAAGCACAAGCUGUCAAUGAAACGUCUCGACCCUUUAAAUACAGGCGUAUAUUCAAGUUUUAUUUGUGGGGGAACAGAAACUCUGUCCCACAAAGAUCCAGAAGGAGAUAGAAAAGUAAAAAAAAAAAAAAAAAAAAAAAAAAAAUUAACCAGCAACAAAUACUUGAAGAAAUGAAAUGUUUCUGACAAAUCGCCUCCUCCUGGCUCCACCCUAACACAUCGCACCUGUCCGAGCUUUUUGCUGUGACCUCUUGCCAUCAAAACACUGAGAGACCUUAUUUAUACUUAAGUUUUUUUUUUUUUUUUUUAUCAGUGGCAAUGCCCACUAUAAAGCUAUUGUUUGUCUUUUUAUACGACGUUAUCGGAAGCAGUGCCUUCCAUAAUUAUGACGGUUAUACUGUCUGAUCCUACAGCAGCAUCUGCUACACAAACGACUCCUCAACUGUUGCUGACAAAAUGGAGCCCCUGGUAAAGUUAGAUUUAUUUUUUCUUUUUCUUUUCUGGCCUUUAUUUCUUCCUUGCAGGUGCUGAGUGAUUACAGUUGGGGAUCAAAAUAGUAAUUUUGUUUUUAAAUUACUUCUUGGGACACAUCUGUGGUGCUUCACUCAGUCAUCAGAACAGGUGGUAAAACGUAAAGAGGGAGAAAUAAAGGGCAGAAAGAGGUUGUUUUUUUUUUUUUUUUUUUUUUUGAUUUAGCGUCAGAUACUAUUUUGAUUUGUUUAAACCAGGAGCAAAAAAAACAAAAAUGGUUACAAUACAUUUUUAUUUAUAUAUCGCAAACCCAGAGAUAAGUUAAGUGUUUAACUUGCAGGAUAAAUGCUAAAUUUAAAUAUAAAAAAUAAGCCAUUGAAAAUCUGACAAUGAUGUUAAAGGUAACACCCCCUCCUCCCCUCUUUUUAGUGAAAUGAACAACUGAGCUGAUCGGUUACAUCAUUUGCAAGAAAAGCCAUUUAUGUUGCACAGUCUACUUUGGAGCACUUAAUAAGGUGAUAAAGUUAUCGGGAGCAGUGCCUUCCAUAAUUAAAACACAUUAUCGGAAGCAGUGUCUUCCAUAAUGACAAACAGUGAUGGUAGUUUUUGCCUACCUGUGUGUGUGUGUGUGUGUGUGUGUGUGUGUGUGUGUGUGUGUUUUACAGUGCAUGUGUAUUUAUCGGGAGCAGUGUCUCUCAUAUUUCACUUGAAGGGUGGAACAACUUAUCGGGGACAGUGUUUCCCAGAGUUUUAUACUUGACAUAUUUAUUUGUUUUGUCUUUAUUUCUGGAUUGUGUGUAUGUGUGUGUGUGUGUGUGUGUGUGUGUGUGUGCGCGUGUGUUUGUGUGUCAGUCCUCCUGACCUCCAGAGUGCGUUUCUUCUGAGUUUUUUUUUUUUCUUGUUUUUGCUUGUGCUUAUAUUUGUGAUCCAUACUACAGUCUUAACACAACAGAAUCUGAUCAGCCCCUUUCCCGCAGGAUUAACAUCACAGAGAGAGCUGGAAAUAUUCACUGUGCUCACUGUGUAAUGUCACUCAUUGUUCCUGAUGGCAGUUUAACCAACUGAAAAUAAAAAAUAUGGUCUGUAAUAGACAUGAACAUACAGCAGGACAAAUACAAAAGCCUCCACAGGGGGGCGCGGAAGAGCUGAAGGGGAGGCAAAGAUACUCUGUAAAUCAAAAAUCAUUCUCCUUGUGAUUUUAACACACAUUGACAUCGUUCAGUGUGACCUCCAGUGUGCAUCACCAAUAAAUGAUCCAUGAAUGCUCUCGCAGCAUCAUAGAGGAAAGACGACUCAGAACUUGCUUGAAAAUCAUCACAUUUAAAAAACAUUUUUUAUUAAGUAUCAGUCAUCCAGUGAGUAGCUGUCUGUGCAUUCGCUGGUACAUUUCAAACAGGAACAUCUAAUGGUUGAUUUGGCAUUCUUCUUUAACAGCACCAGUUUUCUAAAACCCAAAACAAUAUAAAACGGGGCUCAAAAGAGAAAAGCAGGACCUACUACACCAGGCCCUUCUCUCAGCUUGUUUGUUUUGUUUAUAUUAAGUCAUUGGUUUCCAAAUAGGCCUGUAUGUUGGUGUUGGCAUGUUUCCGAUCAUCAGAUUACCAGAAAACAUCUUUGAUUUGGUCCAUUUUUAAGACAAAUUUCACAUCACUUGACAUCAGAUGCACUCCAGAUGGGGCUUUAGAUUUCUGUUCUGUUUCGCAGUCAAGCAGCUCAAUACACAAACACACAGAAAAAUAUUUACAUGUAGGGUGCACAUUAUGGUUUAACCUGACACGUCAACCUAGUUACUUUCAAACCUACUUUGUGUUUCUUCGGAUGAAUGACCACAGAUGCUGUUCUACAUUAUGAAUUCACUCUAAAGUCACGACUCUCUCUGCAUGUGUUUCAGUGCCAUAUUUCCACUUAACUGCAUGUUACUUGUGUUGUUUUACUGAGGUGUAGCUCAACAGACCUGGACCAUGUUACAAACAUUUUAAAUCUUCAAAUUAAGGUUCAACCAAUAUGUUUUCGUUUUCACAGAUACAAAACAAUGUUCUUGCAUCUUAAAAGUUUAGAUAAUGUGUGUUUUUCCCCCCCAGAAUUGUAUUGUCAGGCCUCUCAAAAGGCUUUAACAGGAACAUAACAGCAUAAAUUAAACAUAAAACCUAUAACUGAUAUUCAAAAAAGGUCGAUGUUACCACAGGUUUAACUUCAGCAAGGAACCUGGUAUCUGUCAUCAAACACAUUGAAACACGAACUACAUUUAAAAGCUGCUUUAUUUUUAAAAUGGUCAUGUUUCAUUAGUCGUUGCCCCGUGUCGGUUCUAUUGAGCUUGUUUGUCUCACUUUCCUGAGUCUGUUACUGAAGUUUAAAAAAACAUUUCUGAAUCCUGAGUUGGAAAUAGGGAACCUAGAAAAAUGGAUUUCCCACGCACUGUGUUGCUAAAACUGUAACUAGCGUAUCAAAAGCUGUUCAGUGUGAUUUCUGUACUUUAGAAGUUUUUUUGAAAUAAUGUUUCUGUGGUUUUCAUGUUUGGCAGAAAAGAGUAAUAAAUCCUCUGGCUUAGCAUCCA
Seriola aureovittata is the source of this 5593-nucleotide messenger RNA. It is a transcript of the gene tfr1b, whose product is annotated as transferrin receptor 1b. The record is from RefSeq and is a predicted model, not a curated record. The transcript is spliced from 20 exons. Gene Ontology annotation, biological process: iron ion transport; intracellular iron ion homeostasis. Gene Ontology annotation, cellular component: external side of plasma membrane. Lineage: Eukaryota; Metazoa; Chordata; Actinopteri; Carangiformes; Carangidae. Bases 178 to 2448 code for a protein of 756 amino acids.